AUGGGAAGCAUAAGAGCGGAGACGGCAAAACGGCAAGCAGCGGUGUCGCACAGGAGACAGCAGGAGCCCGAGUACGGAGAGACGGAGACUGCAAGAGAGAAGGAGAACUUGGGGACCAAGAGAAGAAAGGAAAAGAGAGCAGAGAAGGAGCAGAUGAAGAAAAGGAGAAGAGCGAAAAGGGAAGGAGAGGAAAGAGGCUGGAAAAGAGAAAGGGAAAAGGAGCGAGAGAAUCUCUGCCGCCGCGCUGCGUGCCGCCUCUUUUUCCCGCGAUGCUUGCAACCCCCAGAGAAGGAGAAAACCGACGAAGCCUCGUUUUCAGACGCGCCUCCAGCCGUGCUCGCCGAGACGCCUCGCUGGCCUGCUCUUUUUUCUCGCGUUUUGAUCCCCAUCUUCCUCCGACCGAGUCUCGCGCGCCGCCGCCGUAAAAACGUCAGCCCAGGAGCAGAGGAAAUACCGAAGAAGGAACAGCAGAAGGAAAGGGAGAAAAAGAACAAGGAGAAGAAGAGGAAGAACAAGGAGAAGAAGAGGAAAAACAAGGAGAAGAAGAGGAAAAACAAGGAGAAGAAGAGGAAGAACAAGGAGAAGAAGAGGAAAAACAAGGAGAAGAAGAGGAAAAACAAGGAGAAGAAGAGGAAAAACAAGGAGAAGAAGAGGAAAAACAAGGAGAAGAAGAGGAAAAACAAGGAGAAGAAGAGGAAAAACAAGGAGGAGAAGAGGAAAGACAAGGAGGAGAAGAAGAGGAAGAACAAGGAGAAGAAGAGGAAAAACAAGGAGAAGAAGAGGAAGAACAAGGAGAAGAAGAGGAAGAACAAGGUGGAGGAGAGGAAAGACAAGGAGAAGGAAGAGAAAAGAAGAGAAGGGAGAAGAGGGAUGUCGGUUGCAUGGAAUAUGUCGGAGGCUGUGGCGAAUCGAGAGGCAGUGGAGGAGCCCAACGCUUCUCCACUGCCCGAGGGUUGCGACGGAAUCUCCGACAAGUCUUCGCUUCCACCGGCGCUUCUUGCAGCGGCCGACCCCUCUCCUUCAGAGACGCGGAGCGAGCAUGCCUGUGCUGUUGCUUCGUCUGUGGCGAAAUCUCACAUUCCGUCGUCGCCCACAGCCUGGCACUCCGGCGCCGCUUCUUCGUGCGCCUCAUCGUCUGCUCCUACUUUGCCACCUUCUUCGCCGUCGCUCUCGCGGGUCUCUUCCGGGUCGCCGUUGGGGCAUGCUCCCUGGACGGGAAAAUGUCGCUCAUCCUCCUCUCUCUCUCUGCAGCCUGAUUCGCCAAACUCCGCGUCGCCGUCGGUCUUUGCCUCGCGAGGCUCACCAGAGGCGACCGCAACCGAAAGCCGCGAAGGUGACAGCCUCGCACGCCGCCCUCCCCUCAAUUUCUUCUCGCCCCUCUUCCCGCCAGGCUGUCCGUACACCCCGCUCGCCCUCCUUGGCACCGGCGCCAUCAGCAGAGUCUUCCAGUGUCUCGACCAAAGAAGAAACCCUCCGACAUUUGUCGCCGUCAAACUCAUUCGAAAGCAAAUUCUGAAGCGAAACCCCAUUCUCCGUGAGCAAGUGAUUAACGAGAAAGAAGCGCUCCGUCGUCUGAGCGUCCCAUGCCCUCGCAGAGGGAGCGAUGGUUCUCUUUCUCUCUCUCCCUCUUCUACCUCUGCUUCUUUUUCUCCCCCUUCAUCUUCUCCCCCUUCAUCUUCUCCCCCUUCUUCUUCUCCCCCCUCUUCUUUCUCUCCCUCUUCGUUUCCUCCUUCUUCUUCUCCCGCUUCUUCUUCUUCUCCUCCCGCUUCUUCUUCUCCCGCUUCUUCCUCUUCUCCUCCCGCUUCUUCUUCGCCUUCUUCUUCUUCUCCCUCUUCUUCUUCUCCCUCUUCUUCUUCUCCCGCUUCGUCUUUUCCUUCUUGCGGGACGGAGCAAAACAAAGAAGGCGGACAUCUCGGCGAUGGCGAAAAGCCAAUUGCUCGUGAAGGCGGCAGGAGGGCGACGGUCAGCGAGUGUGCAGAAGCCGCAGCGGCGGGAGCGCGGGGACUGUCUCCGAAGCGCCAGGAGGACGAUCGCAGGGGUGGACGAGCGGGCGAGGAGAGAGAAGGCGAGGAGGACGACCGGACGAACCGCCACCGUGUCUGCCCGUUCAUCCCGCGUCUCCUGCAUGCGUUCCAAGACGCGCAGCGUCUGUUUCUCGUGAUGAACCUGUCGGGCUUCUCCAACCUCCAGGAGAUUCUGCACCGUGUCAGCCCCGCGCAUGCAGACUCGCCCUCGUUCCCGAUCCAGCUGAGCGACAUUGCGGCCAAGACGUGGACGGCUGAGCUCGUGGGCGCUCUCGAGUGGUUUCGGGAGCGCGGCGUGGUCCAUCGUGACCUGAAGCCACGGAAUCUCGUCAUUUCCCCGGAGGGCCAUCUGUGCGUCGUGGACUUCGGGGCCGCACUGCUUCUUCCCGCGGACGGCGAGGCGACCGAGAAGCGGGCUAAAGGGCGAGGCGCUCUCGCGACAAAGAUGUCUCGUGGAGACAGUCCCGAACCCCCACAGGAGACACCCUCGCCCCGUCGGUCGUCGCCUUUUACUCCUGAGCCGGCUCUCGCUUCAGACACUCCAACGACAUCUGCCCUCGCAGCGUCGCCGCCUCUCUUGCCGGCUUGCGCUUCCGCUUCUGUUCUGUCUCCUUCCUCUCUUCCUUCUUCCUCUGCUCCUUCUUUCUCUUCCUCUGCUCCUUCUUCCGCUCCCUCUGCUCCUUCUUCCGCUCCCUCUGUCCCUUCUUCCUCUUCCUCUCUUUCUUGUGCCUCGACCGUCUCGUAUGCCGCAGGCUCUUCUCGAGCGGCAUCUCUUGCCUCGGCUUCUGGGGAGUCCCCGGAUGCCGCCGCUGCGACUCGCGGGACGGGGCGCGAACGAGAAGCCCGCGUCGCUGUGCAUUCCGAAGAGGCGGAGAGGGCGGGACAAGAAAAUCCCGGCAGGGAGAAAGACACGCCGGCCGAGCACGGCGACGGCGGCGAGGGGGCGCGGCCUACGAGGCUCGGAGACGAAGCGCCUCCACGAGCUGCCUCGGCAGUGAUCUCAGACUGCGCUGGGACGUGCCUCUACUCGGCGCCCGAGUGCUUCAUGCAGAGCGCCGGGACGCGAAACGGCGAGGCCCCGAAAGCCAAAAGGCCUGACGGCUGCCGACCUGUCGGAAACAAGAGAGACUCUUGCGACAGCGAGGCAGACGUGGCAGAAGCUUCUCUGUGUCGUGCCGGAAGUUCCCCGGGAUCGGGAGAAGCUCUUCCCUCAGAUGCGCGUCCCAUUCCCACACCUGGGUCUCCCCCGUCCCCUUCUCGAGCCUCGGAUGCGUCCGCGUCGGCGGCUCUUCCGUCGAUCCACUACGCGUUGGAUUUGUGGUCCCUGGGGUGUAUCGCGUACGAGAUGUUGUGUGGGCGUCCGGCGUUCGAGGCUCAGGUUCCGCAGGAGACCGUGGAGAAGAUCUUGACCGGGACUGUCGAGUUUCCCCCUUUCCUCGCGCCCGACGCUCGCGACUUCAUCUCGCGUCUCCUGGUCGUCGAGCCGACUGCGCGCCUCGGCUUCCGGGACUUCAACGAGCUAAAGUUUCAUCCCUUCCUCGCCCCCCUCGGCGAAUCGAUUUGGCGCCUCCCCUCCGUCCCCCUCGUGCGCCUCUACGAUCGGAAACGGCAUCGCAACCUCCAAGACCCGUGCCGGGGACUCCCCGCAGCCGACGCCGCUUCAAACGCACCCGCCGCCGGGGCGCAAAAGCGAGAGGUGGAACUCGAGGGCGAAGGCGGUGCUCUGGAACCCGGAGCCUGCGGCGGGACGCAGACGCUCGACGAACCAAGUGAAGACGCGUCGUCGCAACUUUCUCACGUUUUCAAUCAAGGCGCAGAGAUGGCUCUUGAGCGUCAAGCGCCGGAGCACUCCAGCAGCCUCUCUCAGGCGGCGCCUGCAGUGGGCGCUUCGGCGUCGGCAUGCAGACCCCACCACGGGGUACCGCGCCUCCAGGAUCCUGUGCAUGCGAGUCGCGACACACGUGCCUCGUCGCCUUCGCCCUGCUGGGGUUCUUCCGCGACUUUCGGCCAGGAGCGAGUGGACUCGGGACACGCCCACGCCAGCGGCAGGCGCUCCGACGCGUUUCCGCUCCGCUCCGAAUUCCUGCCUUCCCUGCCUGCCUUGUACGUCGCAGACGAGGACGGGAACGGGGACCUCGAGGCGUCCUUGGAGCUCACUCCCUCUCUCGGUUUCGGCGCUUCUUCGCUGCGCUGGGCCGCGACUGGCCAGGUUCCUGCUGCGCCUGCGGGCUUUCCGCGGUUCGCGCACACGCUCUUUCCGUCUGCGGUGGGGAGUCAGGUUUCCGGCGCGCAGGAGGCGCAUGGGGAGGAAGACGGACUCGACCGCGAGGACGCUCGGCGCCUGCCACCUGUGUGGAGGCCCGCGGGCAGACACGCUCAAAUCCCUCCGGAACGGAACGGAGACGGGGAGGCAGACGCCACAGAGGAAGAGCGAGGAGAAAGGAACGAAGAAGGACCGAGCGAAAGAGGGCGAGGAGGCGGGAGAGAAGGAGAAGACGUGGGGGCGUCUGAAACAGGCCGAUCCGAUGCGGAGCGCAGGCGAGCGCAGGCGAGGCGGGCGGCGAACGGGAAAGACGAUGUUGAGGGUUCGAGAGAGAAGGAGAUGAGAGCCAGAUCGGCGCGGCGGCGGAGUAGAGAAUGCAUGAGAGACGGAUGGAGACAGCGUGGAGAGAAAAGCGAGGCGGGACGGCGGAGAGGCAGCCGAGAACCGGAGGGAUGCUCGUGGGGAGCCGCGGAAGAAAGGGUGCGAGAAAGACCCGGGACGAAUGGUAAGCGAGCCUGCCACGUGCGGAACGCAGACGGAGACAACUGGUGGGAACGCGAGACAGAGCCCUGGUUUUUCCGCGGCGAAGAACGGUCUUGGGAAAACCAAGCAGAUGCCCGCCUCGACGCCCCGUGUCCGGCUGCAUCCGACCUGUCCCCAGCGGACUGCUUCGGGAGGGAGGCGUGCAGGGUUGAACAGUCUCCGGGCGACCUCACUGCGUUUCUCCACGAGGGCGAGAGGGCGGUCUUCUGGGGUCCUCUCACGCUCAUGCAAGAAGCCGCAACGCUGUUUGAGCGCCUGUGGUCCGCUGGCAUUCGUCGGCGAGGGUACCGGCUGCACGGGAACAGUCGAUCUGCUCUCGAGCCCGAACCCUGCCUCGCCGUUUUGACGGAUGUGCCCCGGCUUCUUCUGUUGGAUCCUUUCAAACUGCGACUACAGAAAAGCAUUCUUUUGAGUGGCGACGGACUGGCCGUGGCUGCCGAGGGAGGCGACGUCCUUUUUUAUCAAUCGCCGCGCUAUUCCUUGCUCUUCCUGGACGACCUCGGCCAGGCCGAACUCUGGGCGGAUGUGAUUAACCGCACCGUUCUCCUCCGAGGCCGCUGGUCGCCGUCCGGGAGUCCAGUCCGCCCUUCCUCUUCCUGCUGUCGCCGCUGCUUCACGCGCUGGUCUCCUCGCCGAGGCGCCUUCUCCUUCGCUUCCCAAGGUCGUGAGGCAAAGACAGCCACAGCGACGCGCCGGCAUGGCGAAGAUGCCCAGGCACCAGAAACGGCAGCGACGGGAGACGGCAGGCGCUUUGGACAGAGCAGCCGGAGCGGAGAGGAGAGGCGAGUCGGAGGGCGGCGGCUGUCGGCAUCGUAUACUUUGGCGCGCCCGACCAAGGCGCAGAAGUGGGGAGAGAGAGAAGGGAGCCUGGCAAGCGAAGGUAGCGAAGGUAGCGAGAGCAGGCGUUGCCACGGUGACGCCGAGAGAAAGCAGAGCAGAGAGAAAACGCGGAUUUACGAGAGGCACGUGUCUUCUGUUUUUCCUGGACGCAACGGUGGCGACGCCCAAGAUGCCAGAGAGAGCAAGGCCACCUGGCUGCUGAAGCGCCGCUAUUCGGCUAUUGAAAGAUCGACAACUGCGUGGGCAGAUGAAGAUCAAAGGGUAGAAGACUGGGACCCGUUCUCUGGAGAAGAGAGCGAAACGGAUAAAACUGAAGAUGUGCGGGGAAGCGGAGCGAGUGGAGCCGCCGUGUUCCUGCGCGACGCUGAGGCGAGCAGGAAGCAAACGCCUGCCUCGGUGUCUCAUUUUCUACUUGGGAGGGCGAAAAAGGUCGGAAAUGCCGCCGCAGGAGCUGUGCGCGCCCUCCACCGGAAAUGGCUCAGUGAAACCGAUUCCGAUUGCCGCCCGAGAUAA
Molecule: messenger RNA, 6183 nt
Organism: Neospora caninum
Lineage: Eukaryota; Apicomplexa; Conoidasida; Eucoccidiorida; Sarcocystidae
Exons: 7
Coding region: 1-6183 (2060 amino acids)
Biological process (GO): peptidyl-serine phosphorylation; intracellular signal transduction
Molecular function (GO): protein serine/threonine kinase activity; ATP binding
Source: RefSeq, a predicted model, not a curated record